This is a messenger RNA of Limulus polyphemus (Atlantic horseshoe crab), 1249 nucleotides long. RefSeq lists its product as uncharacterized. NCBI's taxonomy places the organism in Eukaryota, Metazoa, Arthropoda, Merostomata, Xiphosura, Limulidae. The transcript has 6 exons. The record is from RefSeq and is a predicted model, not a curated record. The coding region runs from base 527 to 940 and encodes 137 amino acids.
AGUUCUUUAAAAACAGUUUUAAUCAUAAUGAUAAUAUUCCACAUAUUUCAGUUCUAAACUAACUAGUAGUCCUUCACCUAAAUAUCUAUACGAAUAGGUUACAAAUGUGUAAAGUAUCUUUCCUUGUGUCGUAAAUAAAGCUCUAUCGGUGAAGCUGGAGCAGACUGGAACGCCGCUCCUGUAUUAUUUACUAAAGGGAAGCCUUCCGGAUCUCACUAGGUGAGGGGGUCCUGAUCUCACCAGGUGAGGGGGUCCUGAUCUCACCAGGCGAGGGGUCCGGAUCUCACCAGUUUUCGAUUCUACGAUGAACCCGAUAUUAAACGUGCGCACGUGAAAAAGAAGCUUAGCCACUAACUUUACCUCAUUGCUUUAUUGUCGGUUGGCUACAGACCAGUUUACUCUACCUGGCCAAUAGGAGUAUGAGGUGGCGUAUCUUAACAUAAGUAUAAAGUUCUUGUAUCACUGAUUCUACAUCUCACAUAUUAGCCCCGCCGUCCUCGCACAUCUGUAUAGAUAUCAGAUCAACAUGAAAACUCGACGUGGAGUUCUUGUAUGUGGUGUUCUGCUAGCGUUGCUUCUCCAGUCUUGGUCUGCUCCAGUAUCUGAUGAAGACAAUGAGGUUAAGAGUGACGAGAAAAAAGGCCAAUCUUCAGAGCAACAGAGUAUAGAUGAUGAAGAAACUGUGGAAGAGAAAGAAAUUGAAGUGAUGGAAGCCGGAAUCUUGGAUUCCAUUCAAAAGUUCUUUGAUUCUGAUGAUCCUGAUUCGGGCAUUAGUAAAAUAUCAGAUUACGUAAAAAAUUUUGGAGAAGCUCUAAAGGAUGUAGUCAAUCGCACUCUCAGCGGGAUUAACGGGUUUAUUAAUGGAUUGUCUACCAAUGAGGGUUCGGAUGAUGAGAAAAAGGAGACAGAGAAUGGAGGUGAAAUUGAAGGUUCAAAAUGAAGACGUGCAUCUCGAUUAGCGGUGGUGUCAUUGAAGACAGAAAAAUGUGACUAGAUAAUUUUGUGAACAGUUUUUAUAAAGUAAAAAUGUGAAAAACAGUAAGAUGGUUCGAAUAGAUUGGAGUUUUGGUUCAAGGUUCAAAUCAUUAUACCAUCAUUAUUUGUUGUACUUCUUUUGUAAUAACCUUUAUAAACAUGACCAACUUGUUCUGUGUUUACGUUAAUGGUUCUCAACCUUUUUAAAUCUCUGCUGUCGUCGAAUUGUUGUUAUGGAACCUUUCACAGUGUUCAUUAAAAACAAAGAAACAAA